Messenger RNA from Oryzias latipes (Japanese medaka), 4011 nucleotides. NCBI's taxonomy places the organism in Eukaryota, Metazoa, Chordata, Actinopteri, Beloniformes, Adrianichthyidae. The record is from RefSeq and is a predicted model, not a curated record.
CAGUCAGACCGAAAGGGGAGAGCUCCUGCAGCAAAUAUCUGAGUUAACGUUCAUCCUCUCCUUCAGACAAUAGAUAGAGGCUGUCUCGCGUAUGGGACUAUCAUCACCUAAACGAUAGCGCAGUUUGUUUCUGCGGAGACCGCGGAGCACCGUCGCAGUUCUUUUUAGAGCUCCUGCUGGGAUUUCUCUGCGAGGACAAAACCUUGUUGGUGACACGGACAGACCAAAGUCUAAGAUGCCCUAGGCGGAGAAGGGAAAUGUAAAUGGCUUCCAAAGUAAAAGAUGCUGUAGUGUGGUACCAGAAAAAGAUUGGCGCAUAUGACCAGCAGAUAUGGGAGAAGUCAGUGGAGCAGAGAGAAAUAAAGUUUAUUUCUUUGGGCUUGAGGAACAAGCCAAAGAAAACCGGACAUGUGAAACCAGACCUAAUAGAUGUGGACUUAGUAAGAGGUUCAGCUUUUGCUAAGGCUAAACCGGAGAGUCCAUGGACGUCUCUGACCAGGAAGGGCAUCGUCAGGGUCGUCUUCUUCCCGUUCUUCUACAGAUGGUGGAUCCAGGUCACCUCCAGAGCCAUCUUCUUGCUCCUGCUAGCUCUCUAUCUGCUGCAAGUGGCAGCAGCCAUCAUGUAUGUGAGCAUCCCAGAGGCUCAUGGGAUACCAGCCACUGAGGUGUUUGGAGCCAUCUGGCUCAUGCUGCUGCUGGGGACUGUCCACUGUCAGAUCGUCUCCACCCGGACCCCAAAGCCCGUCUCCAGCAGUGGAGGGAAGAGACGCAGGAAGUUGAGGAAGGCAUCUCAGAUGGAAGUGCAUAGGGAAGGAGACGGGUCUAGCUCUACCGAUAACACACAGGAGGGGUCGCCACAUUCCCAAUCAGCCAGCACCACAUACAGCCUGGGCGCUUUCUUCCAAGAUUUCUGGCAUGAUAUCUGUAAAGCUGGAUCCAAGAAGUCCAAGCUUUCCAUCGAUAAAUCCACAGAGACUGAUAAUGGCUACGUGUCGCUUGACGGCCGGGUAAACAAUCGCAGCAGCGAGGAAGGUCUUCAGCUCCACGAGCAGAGAUGUGACUCGCUGAGCAGGGCGGAGGAGGCGUGCUGGAGCUCGCGCAUGUCCCCCCCUCACAGCCACACGGGCCGCAGCUCAGGACUGCUGCUGGUCAGCAGCAAAAAGGAGCCUAUGUCAGAUGAAGCAUCAAGCGAGGAGGAUCCAGAAGCGUCCUACAGCGCCCUCCUGUCCCCCCACAGAGGAGUGGAACGGAUGAACAAUGACUGUACUCUCCGAAACCGCAAGAGCACGCAUCACUACAAGAAGCACUACACAGUGGAGGAUGUCCCAAAGUCUGGAACCAGCUGCAGCUCCAGGUGUUCUAGUCUGAGGACUCAUGACUCCGAAAGCACUCGGCACGAGUCGGAGACUGAGGACUUGAUGUGGGAAGACUUCUUACACUGUGCAGAGUGUAGAUCCUCCUGCACGUCAGAGACCGAGGGAGAAGCUGCAGGAACUCCCGCAUGUCCUCUCAAUAAAAAGGAGUACAGGGACGACCCUUUCCAUCAGGGUCAUGUUCCCUGGCUGCACAGCUCCAACCCUGGCCUGGAGAGGGUGAGCGCCAUCGUGUGGGAGGGAAACGAGUGCAAGAAAGCGGACAUGUCUGUUCUGGAGAUCAGUGGCAUGAUCAUGAACAGAGUUAAUCUUUACACUCCGGGUAUUGGCUAUCAGGUCUUUGGGCACCUCGCUUCCGUCACGCUGGGACUCACGCCCUUCGUUUACAGGCUGGCUCAGUACUGUGAUGUGGAUCAGCUGACUUCGCUGUCAGCAAGCGAGCUGUUGUCUGUGGCUUUUGGAGGAGGCUCGGGAUCAGAUGCUCUGGUUAUUGCCAUGGUUACGCUCAGCUUCCUGGUGCGGGUUUGCCUUAUCUGGCUCUUCUUCUUCUUGCUGAGUGUAGCAGAGCGGACCUACAAACAGAGACUUCUUUUUGCUAAACUGUUCGGACACCUCACUUCAGCCCGCAGAGCCAGGAAAUCUGAAGUCCCACAUUUUAGGCUGAAGAAAGUUCAGAACAUCAAAAUGUGGCUUUCUCUGCGCUCCUACCUCAAGAGACGAGGUCCUCAGCGUUCAGUAGAUGUCAUCGUGUCGUCUGCCUUCCUGCUCACUCUGUCAGUCGUCUUCAUCUGCUGUGCUCAGGUAACAAGGAAAACCCAAACACGCCUCCUCCACGUCCAUGAGACUUUCCUGGAGUAUCACUAUAACUGGGAGCUGGUGAUCUGGUGUUCCAGCCUGUCUCUGUUCCUGCUCAGGUUUGUCACUCUGGGCUCAGAGACCAGCAAGAAGUACAGCAACACUUCCAUACUCCUCACUGAACAGAUUAAUCUGUACCUGAAAAUGGAGAAGAAGCCAAACAAGAAAGAGGAGCUCACGCUGGUUAACAACGUUUUAAAACUGGCAACCAAACUGCUGAAGGAGUUGGACACGCCCUUCAGGUUGUACGGACUGACCAUGAACCCCCUGCUCUACAACAUCACUCAGGUGGUCAUCCUGUCUGCGGUGUCAGGAGUCAUUUCUGACCUCCUAGGAUUUAAUCUGAAGCUCUGGAAGAUCAAAUCAUGACAGUAAACGGGAAAAACAACCAAGACUUCAUUUGGCUGAUAGACGUCUGUCAACAUUUCCGUGUGCUGACCUUCAAUAUUCUCACUUUGUGCAAUUCACAAGUUAUUUAUUUACCCUCUCAGUGUUUUUACUUAGAGCUUUUUCAAUUUGAGUGUUCUUUGACACAAGACAAGCUGUAUUUUCAGGAUAAGUGUUAGUAUUUAAUUAUUAUCAGUUAAAGUUCUCGACUGCCUUUGAGAUUCUGUUUUUUGCUCAUCGGCAAAUUUGCAGUUAAAAUGCUGAUGGAGCAACAGUUUUUUUUUUCCAUUUGCCACAGUUUUAGUUAUUUUAAAAAUACUUCAGCCCACCUGGUUUUUGAUGGGACUGUGUGAAGCCGUCACGUCCGUCUUCACAAAGUUCCUGGUUUCAGUCCGUUAGAUGAGAACUGUAAAGACACGAAUAUGCAGGAAAUGAGAACAAACAUGCUGCUCUGUGAACAUUUAGGUCAAAUAAAGGCAGAUUUGUCUGAAAAUAGUGUUUUACGGUAAUUCUCUAAAAUCACUUCACGUCUGCGACAGUGUCUCACAUUAGGACACGCUACAGAAAAUGUAAACGUCAUCACAUCACAAAUAGUUUGUCUGAAAAAUUAAUGCGGGAAAAAAUAUUUCCAGACGAGUCCAGUGUAAACUUUUGUGUCAAACAAUCUUCAAUAUUUACAGGUUAUUUCAACAUCUUUUCUUCAAUGAAACUUAAAGUUAAAGCAAGUCUGUUAGCAAAUGAAGAUAUGCACUUUAAAAAGUACGUGGAAGACAGGUUACACUUUUUGGGACAGUGUUUUGUACCUUUUGUGGUAGUUUUGUUCUUUUGCAUCAACCCAUCGUCAUGUUACAACGUGCAGGUUUAGAGGGCAGCAGAUGACAGCUCUGUGCCCGUUUCACAUCGGAAAAACCUCCAUGGUACGGGAAUUUAUAAAGCUUUUAAAACUUUUGUUGCACAAUUCAAUAAAAAAAUAUGCUGACAGAAAUCAUUUCAUCAAGUAGAGCUGGCGCUCUGACAAACAAGCUGACUUUGUAAAAAAUGCAAGCAUAAUCAUCUUCAGAGUUUGAGGAGGAGGAAGACCAAAGUGCUCGCUCAUUCAAUUGUUAUUGUCUUUGCUGGGAAAAGAAUGUAAGUCUGGCAUAAUGCUUUAAUCCUGUUUUUUGUUUGCUUUGUGUUCUUUUAUUGGGAUGUUUUUCCUCACAUUCACUGGCAAAGUUAAGACACGUUUUAUUUUAUGUUUUUAAAGGUUCAUGGUGUCUGAAACAUAUGCAAGUGAACUUAGAUAAUUUUGUUGUGAUGCUGUUUUUUUCCAAAUAGUUUAAUAGUUGUUUUAUGUGAAAUGCUCUGUCUUCAACUUUUUUAAGAAAAAAAUAAAGAAUGCUAUAUCUGACAAAAA